AUGGCCGAGAAGCUGGCGACCGAGCUCCAGAUCCCGGGGAUCAGCCCUCUCCAGCUGCAGGACAUGACCUGGAAGACGAAGGAGAAGGUGCUGCUCCUGCUGCUCGAGAAGAACGGGUCGUCCGAGCCCAUCUACGAAGAGCUCAAGAACCUUGCAGCCGAUCGCAAGCAGGAACGCGCCUUUGAGAAGACCGACGGCGCCAUGUCCAAGGACGCGCUGCGCAAGAAGGAAGACUCGUAUCGCGCCAGCUUUAUGAAGGUCGUCGCCAAGGAACUGGCGCGCAUGGGCGCGCCGUCGCUCGUAACAUGGCAGCGCCUCGUCCUCGAUAAAGACUGCACGUACCAGGCCAUUCGCAUCUUGCUCACAAAGAUCAAGUCUUCGCAGAAGAAACGAUCGGGCAGCGCUCUCCUCCCGCUCCUGGAGCCCAAGGCGCGGCCAUCGACCAUGGACGACAAGCCGAUCGCUGCCUUGAUCCCGGCCAAGCCCGCUAAAGCUGUCAUUAAGCGCCCGGCGUCCCCCAAGCCCCCCUCCUCUAACCAGGUCGAGGAGGUCGCCCCCGAAAUGCAGCGAGUGACGACGGCCCCCAAGCCGACCAAGCCCAAAGUCGACCCCAAGCUACAAGCAGCGCUGCUCGAGAACGAAGCGUUGCGCAAAGAAAUUGAUCAUCUCGAAGGGCUCAAUGCGACGCUCCUCAAAAGUUCCGACGAGCCUCUGCAAGGACCCAGCGCCGAGCGCCGCGUCCGCCUCUUGAAAGCCCAGAACCACCAGCUGCAGCGUCAAGUGGACAUGCUCCUCGACGCCGUGGCUGCACGAGAAUCGGCGGUCACGGACCUGCAAGCGCUGCUACAUGCGUUGAAUCAAGCUGUUGAAGUGGGUCUUGCAGACGCCAAGGAGGCCGAUCUCCAGCAGACUAUCAAGCAAAUCGAGCGCCAGCUACUUGGACUCAACCGAUCGUUGGGCGCGAGUAUGGAGCAGAAGCUGCGCCACUCGGACGAUGGACUGCUCGACGAAAACUACAAGGUGCUUCGCGUCCGCGAUGUGCACAAUCAACACAGUUGCCAUGGCCCGCUGCACAUGCCCAACGUCGAGCACUUGCGUUUCGAUCGCUUGCAGCAGAUCGAAAGCCAUCUCUCGCAGCUCACGUCACAACUGCUCGGUUUUGCUAAAGACGCAACCGAAGUGACGCCUCCGUUGAUCAGUGACGCCGCGACCAUGCGUCUGCACGACCAAGCUCGGGAUCUCGCUCGGCAAACACGAGCCUUGGCGACAGAAACAGCAUCGCUCGGUGCCGUCGUCUGUGCGCACGCGGUUGGCCCUGGCUUCGAGCGCCAUCACCCGUCACGACCAACGGUGGCAGCCAUUUUGGCCGAGCUGCCGCCGUUCCCCAGCGCCCACAAAGAGCGAGAGAAGGGAGUGCGUCUGCUGCUUCAGCGUCUCGACGCCUACCUCAGCGGCGUCGAAGCGCGGCUGGAGCAAGGUCUUGGCGAGCUAGCCUCAUUGCAGCAGAGCGUGCGAGGUCAAGCCUCUGCGUGGCGAACCAUGCUUCAGCAAUUCGACACGGUAUUUACCAAGAAGGUCCAGUGGGCGCAAGAGGCGCUCACGGCCGCCCUGGAUGGCAUCGUUAAAGUGUUUGAUGCCUUCAAAGCACAGCAAGUCAACGGCGGCACCAACCCGUAUGGUGAUCUCCUCGUUGAGACGUUCGAGACGCAGCGGUCCGCGCUCGUCCAAAUCCGGCAAAGCUACACGCAGUACGCUUCGACAGCACGUGUCAAGCUCGACACGUCUCUGGCCGAUAUGACGCGCGCGAUCGAGUGUGCGACUGUCUCCAGCUGA
This is a messenger RNA of Saprolegnia parasitica CBS 223.65, 1833 nucleotides long. RefSeq lists its product as hypothetical. Lineage: Eukaryota; Oomycota; Saprolegniomycetes; Saprolegniales; Saprolegniaceae. The transcript has 17 exons. The record is from RefSeq and is a predicted model, not a curated record. The coding region runs from base 1 to 1833 and encodes 610 amino acids.